Asparagus officinalis (garden asparagus) is the source of this 2680-nucleotide messenger RNA. RefSeq names its product plant UBX domain-containing protein 1. The transcript has 8 exons. Lineage: Eukaryota; Viridiplantae; Streptophyta; Magnoliopsida; Asparagales; Asparagaceae. Bases 154 to 855 code for a protein of 233 amino acids. Gene Ontology annotation, molecular function: ATPase binding. Gene Ontology annotation, biological process: protein-containing complex disassembly. The record is from RefSeq and is a predicted model, not a curated record.
GAGGGCACCAAAUGAAAGUGGUGAAAAUGGGUUCAACUUGUUUUUUUCCCGAACAAAUCUAAACAGUAGAUACCUGUCGAAGCCUCAGGCCCCGCUCUCGUCUGUUGAACUCGAGGAACGGGAAGAAGAAGAAGAAGACAAAUCCAGAGCUCCAUGGAUCCAGAGGAAGCUAAGGCCAAGCUUUCAUCAGUGUCACGAGAACUUGGUCAUGAGAUCCGUGUAUUCACAAAUCCAGCAACUUCAGAAACAUCUAAUGCAGCAUCAGCAUCUUCUGUUGAAGAACCAGAUGAUUUCUAUGAUUUCACCCCUGAAGAUUAUUAUCGGGUCAUGUCUGACAAAUUGGGAGCACAGUCCCAAGUUCUGAAGACUCGUAAGAUGAGGGAGGCAGAAAUAGCUGCUCGGAGAGCAAGAAUAACCAAGGCUGUAAUUAGGGUACGGUUCCCUGAUAAUUACAUUCUCGAGAUUAAGUUUAACCCUUCAGAAAAAAUUCUAAGUUUAAUGAAUCUGCUUGGGAAAGUAGUUGCUCGACCAGAUUUGCCAUUUUAUAUAUAUACCACACCUCCAAAGGAGCGGAUUAAAGACAUGUCCAAGGAUUUCUACUCAGCUGGGUUUGUUCCUGGAGCUAUUGUUUACUUUUCAUAUGACGUGCCAAAAGAUUCUGAUUCUUAUAGUGCUGCAAAUCUUGGGCCUUAUCUUCAGGAUGAUAUUCUGUCUCUGAACGGGUUGGAUUUUAGUUGUGAACGAGUAAGUCCUGUUAGGUCAGUCCCCGAACCAGCUGUCAUGGAGACUUCUGCUGUUCCAGAGCCUAAGCCUGCUGCUAAGAAGCCUACGAAGCCUAAAUGGCUUAAAUUGUAAACCCAUUGCAAUAGCAGAAGCAAAGUUGAUGUUAUCAGUGUUUUGAGUAAUGGCCAAGUUUGAAUUAUGAUCCAUGUGAGAGGUCGACAUCUAUGCUUGGAUAAGCCAUAGGGCUGCCUUGUGCAUAAGGUCGCAGCCAUUGCGGUUUCUGGAAGGAUCAGGACACAGCCUUGGUCCAGUCAAAGCAAGAAAUGUGUUUCACCAACCCCUGGACCUCCAGGCUAGGACGUAGAGUAAGACUCAUGAAUGGAAUUCAGUGUCCUGUUGCCUGUGUUUUGGAGUUCAGCAAGUCAAGGCAUUUUAUGGACACUCAUAUAAAAGAUCUAUUGAUAAAAAAAGAUGCGUGUAGACGGAUAUACCACACUGAAUUUUGUGAAAUGACAUUCUGUAUCCCAUAUCUUAUAUGAAGUUUUUAGGAAUUGAAGUGGCAAAGAUAUGCUUACACGUGUUUCAUUUCUUGUGCUUCUGUACUGUGCACAACUAGAUCUCAUAUUUCUCCCUAUAUUUUUCUUUGUACUGUUACCAUAUUUAUAUUUCUGAAAGAAAAAAGUGGUACAUAUGCCUUGCUGUUGAUUUUUGACUUUGAUCAUUAUGAUACUAAACUAGGCAUUUAUAGAUUAUCAUUGGCAAUUGUGAGUUUGUAGGUUAAGAGAGUAAAUCUGGUCAUAGUUGUGAAAUCAUUUCAUCUAAAUUUAUAUUGACCAAGGAAACAUCUGAUUUCUGCAAUAUAAGAUCGAUAGAGAGAUUUUUUAUAGGAUGGAAUAAAUUGGCAUCCCUAUGUUUGUGAGUUUGUGUAAUCACUACUUUACAUUACAAUGAGGAGUUGGGAGGUAUUUCACAAUGAAACCGGCAGGUACAUCUGUAAGUUGGUUGUCAAUAUGUUUCCUUUUUCUUGGUCUACCAAUAUGAAUCCUUUUUACUAAUACUAUUCUGUAAGUGACAUUUUCUUCAGUUAAGUAGUUAACUAUGUUCAUCCUCUUUUACACCACAAACCAAAUUUGUUCAGUCUAUUUCCCACUAUAGCAUUUUAAACUGCAAUUCCAUUGGUCCUAAUGUGUACGGCAAUUGCUCUGUUUGAGGGAAAAAUAUGUAUUUUGAUGACCAAGUUGAGAAGUUAAGUAUCUCACUUGAAAGUUCAAAUAACCAUUCUGUUCUCUUUAAUUUGCUAAUAAUAGUUGCUCUCUUGUGUCGAUCUAUGCAAAAGUGAGGUUAAAAUAAUAUUGUGAUUGUAGAACAUAUGUAGGUUGAUAGCUAAACUAUGUUUUAUCUAAGAAACUUGUCUCUAGGUCCCUUGAAUUCAACAGGCGACUAGUGGAUGCAUACAGAAAAAAGAUAAACCUUUUCUCAAUACAGAUAUUUUAAGUAAAUAGAAAGUGAAAGGAAUGAAAUAUUAUGAAAAUAAUCUAUAUCAAUUCAACUCAUCCUGUACAUAAUUGAUUUAUAGGUCGAGGCAAAGUCAUUCAAAUGUGUGCACUUUUACAACUUUUAAGGGACUCAAAUACUAAUUCUAACAUACGGUAAAUCUGAUGAAGGGAAGAAAAUCUUCUCAUUAUUCUUCCAAAUAAAAAAUUUCAAAGGUUGUAACUUGGUCAGUUGACGUAAGGUGUCUGUAGGCUCUGCAAGUGUAUGUAAAGUCAGUAAGUCUCUAAAAGUAUCCUCUCCAACCUUACAUGUGUUACUUUUAUAAGCCUCAGCAGUCCAAUUAUGUUAUACGAGAUAGUGUAUUGAACAAAAAUUGAAAUGAGAGCUUACAUUUUCAUUAGGUAUUUGUAUUGUUACUUUUAUAAAGCCUCAGCCGUCCAAUUAUGUUAUACGAGAUAGUGUA